AUGGCAGCCUCAGCCACUAUCGUACUGCCUGGCGACAACAUCGCGCAGAGCGCUCUUCCAACUGGCACAGGCAAAAAGAAGACGCUCACCCUCGGACCCGGUUUGCGACACACGCCGCCAGACACGGUCACGGCCACGGUCGCGGGCGCGCUCGUGACGGACAACAAGAAGAAUGCCGCUUCGGUCGAGUACAACACUGGAAGGUAUCUUCCUUUUGCAGGCGACCUCGUCAUCGCGACCGUGAAUGGCUCUGCCGCCGAGAACUUCAAUUGCCUCCUCACCCCGAACACGCCGGCUGCGACCCUUCCCCACCUAGCCUUCGAGGGCGCGACCAAGAAGACACGGCCCCAGCUGCCCCCAAACUCCCUGGUCUACUGUCGCGUCGCGAGUGCCGGCAAAGACCUACCAUCAGAGCUCACCUGUGUCGAUCCCUCCACGGGCAAGGGCGAAGGUCUCGGUCUGUUAAAAGGGGGUAUGGUGUUCAAGAUCAGCCUGGGUAUGGCACGGAGGAUGCUUGCAGCGCGCGGAGGCAUAUCUCUGUUGGAAACCCUGGGCUCCAAAAUCGGUUUCGAGGUCACCGUCGGCCGAAACGGACUUGUGCACGUUGAUGGAGGAAACGUCAAGACGACAUUGGCAAUUGGACAGGCUAUACAAGAGGUGGAUUCCGCUGCCCUCGGGGACGAAGCACAGAAGAAGCUUGCUGCCGCGACGCUGAAGCAAUGUUGA
Alternaria novae-zelandiae is the source of this 726-nucleotide messenger RNA. RefSeq lists its product as uncharacterized. Gene Ontology annotation, biological process: nuclear polyadenylation-dependent rRNA catabolic process; TRAMP-dependent tRNA surveillance pathway; exonucleolytic trimming to generate mature 3'-end of 5.8S rRNA from tricistronic rRNA transcript (SSU-rRNA, 5.8S rRNA, LSU-rRNA). Bases 1 to 726 code for a protein of 241 amino acids. Lineage: Eukaryota; Fungi; Ascomycota; Dothideomycetes; Pleosporales; Pleosporaceae. The transcript has 2 exons. Gene Ontology annotation, cellular component: cytoplasmic exosome (RNase complex); nuclear exosome (RNase complex). Gene Ontology annotation, molecular function: RNA binding. The record is from RefSeq and is a predicted model, not a curated record.